AUGCCACCUCGGUUUCCUCCUUCAUCUCCUGUUGCUGGGGUUUCCAUUCAGGGACAAGGUUCAAUCAGUGGGGAUCCAUCAUUUGAGUACAUUGACUCGAAGAGCUACCAUGCUAUCUCUCCCAUUUCUACUGGGAAUAGAAAAUUGUAUCCCACACCAUUCCCAUCCUCAAGUGUUGGACAUACAGACUUAUCAUCGCCGAUAAGGAGGAGAAAGGAAAAGACACCUGAACAUCGACCCAUUAAUAAUAAAUCCUAUAAUGAAAAAAAUCUAAUACCUCUAAUGUUAGAUCCUACAGAUACAUCAAGAUUAGCAAUUGGUCGUAAACAUUCUGUUUGUCAGUUUUUAUUACCAAGUAAAAGAAAUAUAUCAAGACAACAUGCAUUUAUAUCAUAUAUUGCCAAGGGGAACCAAAUUCAACUGGAAUGUAAUGGAACAAAUUCAAUUGUAAUUAUAUUACCAUCUAAAUUAAAAUGCAAUCUUGUUAAACCAUCUCCAUCAAAGAAAAUAUUUAAAAUUGCGGAAAGUCACGACGACACUGUAAUAGAGGGAAAUUCCAAAUUGAAAGCAGCUAGAAGUCAAGAAUUAUCUUCAUUUGUAUUACUUAAAGGAGAAACUGUCAUUAUUCCAUUUAUUGAAGGCACUAUCAUUGAUUUUAGACAAGCACAAGUGGUUUUGCAAUUAAAAGAUAUUACUCACAGAGGCGAUGUUGAUAAACAGGAUUAUUAUUUGAAUGAUGAAUACGCUACAGAGACAGAAGAUGAACUCUCUAAACUUUCAAUAAAUAGUGAUGAUUUCCAUUCAAAAGGAAUGAUGACACCUGAGAAAAAAUUAGUUCCUGUGAUGGUAGAUUCUCCGCGAACAGAAAAACUCACCGUUAGCAUAUCAAAAGAGUCAUCUCCGAUUAAGUUUAAGCGACCAUCAAUAGAUUUAAUUACCACUCCCUUUACGAAUCGGUUAUCAUCACAUUUAUUAGAACCAACUACGCCAGUUAAGAAUAUCAACUUUAAUUAUAGAAAUUCAAUUGAAAGAACUCCUAUUAGAAGAAAUGUUCCCGAUGAAGAUUGUUCAAUUGAAAAAUUGCAUACUUUUAUAUUAAAUUCUGUCCCUAUAAGUGCUAAAAAUGAAAGUCAUGCAAAUAAAUGUUCUACAGAUAAAUUAUUAGAAUUUGCAUUGAAACGAAGAACAAUAUCACAUUCUUCAUCACUUCCACAGGAUAUAGAUAGGAAUAAGAAUAAUAUCAUCAAAUCUGAUGACAAAUCGGAAAAAGUCAGAGAUGAAAAAACAACUAGUAAAGAAGAUGAGUUAUCACAUGUGCCGAUAGUAGAAGUUACAACGGUGUCGUUUGCAGAUAAUAUUGAAGAUAUUACACAUGACGAUAUUGUGCAUGAAAAGACAUCUCUAUUUGUGGGAACUGAUUCCAAACAAGAAAAUUUCAACAAUGAAAAAAUAAACUUAUCUAAGAAACGUGCAAUUGAAGAAGACCAAGUUUCGAAUAGAAUCAAAAAAUCUAGAUCAGUCGUAAAUUUUGAGGAUGUCUCUAGUGAUCACAAUACAGGGGAAACGGCAACUGUUUCAGAGAAAGAGGUAGAUCUUGAUAUUUUAGGUUCAUUACGAUCUCAAGGAAUACAAUAUCAAGAAUUACAAUAUAUUCUGUCUAAUCAUUUAGCCUUUACUAAUGUCCAACAAGUUCCCUUAAGUCAAUUACGAAUGACGAAUUCUAAAAUAGAGGAGUUGACAUUUGAUGAAUUAAGAACUAUUUUAAAGGAUGAAAAAUCCAUUGGAGUCAUUGAAAGAGAAGGUAAAGAUGCUGCAGGGAAACCCCUGGAAGAGGAAUACUAUUAUGACAUGGAGAAUGAUCCUGAUUUAAAUAGGAAAAAACUUAUAAUAUCAUUGAAGGGGGGCAAUGGGCGAAUAAGGUCAUGUAGGAAAAAGCACAAACAAUAUUUCUGGAAAAGACCUACAAAGAGAUGA
Naumovozyma dairenensis CBS 421 is the source of this 1974-nucleotide messenger RNA. It is a transcript of the gene PLM2, whose product is annotated as Plm2p. The transcript has a single exon. Bases 1 to 1974 code for a protein of 657 amino acids. NCBI's taxonomy places the organism in Eukaryota, Fungi, Ascomycota, Saccharomycetes, Saccharomycetales, Saccharomycetaceae. The record is from RefSeq and is a predicted model, not a curated record. Gene Ontology annotation, molecular function: protein binding.